GGAAGAGAAGAUCAUCUCUUUGUGGACCGAAAUUGACGCUUUCAAGACCCAGCUUGAGCGUACGAAGAAUCUACCCGAGUACAUCUUCUACGAUGGUCCUCCAUUCGCCACCGGUCUUCCUCACUACGGUCACAUCCUUGCCGGAACAAUCAAGGACAUCGUCACGCGCUAUCAGACCAUGACGGGUCACCACGUCACGCGCCGGUUCGGGUGGGAUUGUCACGGGCUCCCGGUGGAGAACGAGAUUGAUCGGAAGCUUGGGAUUAAGAGGAGGGACGAUGUGUUGAAGAUGGGGAUUGAUAAGUACAAUGAGGAGUGUAGGAGUAUUGUGACGCGUUAUGUGGAGGAGUGGGAGAAGGUUAUAACGAGGACUGGUCGUUGGAUCGAUUUCAGAAAUGAUUAUAAGACGAUGGACUUGUCGUUUAUGGAAAGUGUCUGGUGGGUUUUUGCUCAGCUUUGGGACAAGGGACUUGUGUAUAGAGGAUUCAAGGUUAUGCCGUAUAGUACUGGUUGUAAAACGCCGCUGUCUAAUUUUGAAGCUGGUCAGAACUAUAAGGAUGUCCCAGACCCUGAAAUUAUGGUUUCGUUCCCGGUUGUUGGUGAUCCGGACAAUGCGGCUUUUGUGGCGUGGACGACGACUCCGUGGACACUUCCAAGUAACCUUGCCUUGUGUGUCAAUGCGAAGUUUGACUACGUGAAGGUUCGCAACAAGAAUUCUGGAAAAGUCUUCGUGGUUGCUGAAUCUCGGUUGUCUGCACUUCCCACUGAUAAGCCAAAGACCAAUGUCACUAAUGGACCUUCUGGUGAUCCCAAGAAAUCGAACCCUAAGGCUAAAGGGGGUAAAACUGAGACUGUGGCAGAUUCGUUUGAAGUUUUGGAGAAAAUCAAGGGAGCUGCCUUGGUUGGGAAGAAGUAUGAACCGUUGUUUGAGUACUUUAAUGAUUUCUCCAGUGAGGCUUUUCGAGUUAUUGCAGAUGAUUAUGUCACCGACGACAGUGGUACUGGUAUUGUACACUGUGCCCCUGCCUUUGGUGAGGAUGACUAUCGGGUUUGUCUAGAGAAUGGGAUAAUUAAAAAGGGAGAGAAUCUAAUUGUGGCCGUUGAUGAUGAUGGAUUGUUUAUCGAGAGAAUCACCCACUUCAGCGGCCGUUAUGUCAAGGAUGCAGACAAGGAUAUAGUAGAAGCUGUGAAGGCGAAAGGCAGGCUUGUUAAGUCUGGAACCUUUACGCACUCAUAUCCAUUUUGCUGGCGAUCAGACACCCCUCUUAUUUAUAGGGCAGUUCCCAGUUGGUUUGUGCGAGUGGAACAGUUGAAAGAACAAUUGCUAGAAAACAACAAACAGACGUAUUGGGUGCCCGAUUAUGUGAAGGAUAAACGUUUCCACAAUUGGCUUGAAAAUGCGAGAGAUUGGGCUAUCAGUCGAAGUAGAUUUUGGGGCACUCCUCUUCCAGUAUGGAUUAGUGAUGAUGGAGAGGAAGCAGUGGUCAUGGAUUCUGUUGAGAAGCUUGAAAAGCUCUCUGGUGCCAAGGUCACUGAUCUUCAUCGGCACCAUAUUGAUCAAAUAACAAUCCCAUCUACUCGUGGCCCUGAGUUUGGUGUGCUCCGUCGUGUAGAUGAUGUUUUUGACUGUUGGUUUGAGAGUGGAUCGAUGCCAUAUGCAUAUAUCCAUUAUCCUUUUGAAAACGUGGAGCUAUUUGAAAAAAACUUCCCUGGGCAUUUUGUUGCUGAAGGGCUUGAUCAAACUCGGGGAUGGUUUUAUACUCUCAUGGUGUUGUCCACUGCAUUGUUUGGAAAACCAGCCUUUAGAAACCUAAUUUGCAAUGGUCUUGUGCUUGCUGAGGAUGGAAAGAAGAUGAGUAAGAAAUUGAAGAAUUAUCCGUCACCUAUGGAAGUCAUAAAUGACUAUGGGGCUGAUGCCUUACGAUUAUACCUUAUAAAUUCUCCAGUUGUGCGUGCGGAGACUCUACGCUUCAAAAAAGACGGAGUAUUUGGUGUUGUCAAAGAUGUAUUCCUUCCUUGGUACAAUGCGUAUAGGUUCCUUGUUCAGAAUGCAAAGAGACUUGAGAUCGAGGGUUCUGGGCCUUUUGUUCCUAUUGAUCUGGCAACUUUACAAAACUCAUCCAAUGUUCUCGAUCAGUGGAUCAACUCUGCUACGCAGAGUCUUGUCCAUUUUGUCCGACAGGAAAUGGAUGGAUAUCGGCUUUACACAGUGGUUCCUUACCUCUUGAGGUUCCUCGACAAUCUCACAAACAUAUAUGUUAGAUUCAACCGCAAGAGGUUAAAAGGCCGUACAGGAGAAGAUGAUUGUCGCACUGCUCUUUCGACUCUUUACAAUGUGCUCCUGACGUCCUGCAAAGUAAUGGCCCCUUUUACUCCUUUCUUUACCGAGACUUUAUAUCAGAAUUUGCGGAAAGUUUCUAAAGGUUUAGAGGAAAGCAUUCACUACUGCAGUGCCCCUCAAGUGGAGGGAAAGAGAGGCGAGAGAAUUGAGCAAAGUGUUGCAAGGAUGAUGACAAUCAUUGAUCUUGCUCGAAACAUUCGUGAACGUCACAACAAGCCAUUAAAAACUCCUCUAAAGGAGAUGGUUGUAGUCCAUCCUGAUGCAGAGUUCUUGGACGACAUAGCUGGAAAAUUGAGAGAGUAUGUCUUGGAGGAGCUUAACGUACGGUCUCUUGUUACCUGCAAUGAUACGUUGAAGUAUGCAUCUCUGCGCGCUGAGCCGGAUUUCAGUGUAUUGGGAAAACGACUCGGAAAGUCCAUGGGGGUUGUUGCCAAGGAGGUUAAGGCAAUGUCACAGCAAGACAUCUUAACAUUUGAGAAGGCUGGAGAAGUAACUAUUGCUGGACACUCUCUGAAGCUAACUGAUAUCAAGGUUGUCAGGGAUUUCAAACGUCCUGACGGUCUGUCUGAAAAGGAGAUUGAUGCAGCUGGAGAUGGUGAUGUUUUGGUGAUUUUGGACCUACGCGCAGAUGAAUCUUUGUUUGAAGCAGGUGUUGCCCGUGAGAUCGUCAAUAGAAUCCAGAAACUACGGAAGAAGGCAGCUCUGGAACCAACUGACUUUGUGGAAGUGUACUUUGAAUCAUUGGAUGAGGAUAAAUCACUCUCACAGCAAGUUUUGAACUCCCAGGAACAAUACAUAAGGGAUGCAAUUGGCUCCACCUUGCUUCCUUCUACUUCAAUGCCACCUCAUGCAGUUCUGAUUUCGGAUGAGAGUUUCCAUGGUGUCUCGAAGUUGUCGUUCAAAAUUAGUUUGGCGAGACCAGCAUUGAUGUUCAACGGGGAUGCCAUUCUCACUCUGUACUCAGGAAAUGCAAAGUUUGCAUCUGGGCUGCAAACAUACUUGUUAUCGAGGGAUCACUCAUGUUUGAAAUCUGAGUUCCAAGUUGGAGAUGGGAAGAUAACUGUGAGUUGCAUUGAGAAGCUGCCUGCUGUGACUGUGGCUAUGGGAGAACAUGUGUUCCUGACGGUGGGCGAAUACUUCUUGAGCAAGAGGAGCGCUUGAUCCUUCUCACCCUCUUCUUUUCUCUUCUCCUGAUUUAUGGAGGAGGAAUUACUGAAAGUUAUUGGCAGAACAAACAUGCCAUUACAGUUGGGAUGUUCAUUUUUAUUCAAUCUCUUCUUUCAUUUGCAAGAAAUUUUACUCUGACAGUUUUGUUUAUUAUUUAUAAUGUGGUGAAUUUGGUGUCCUU
Messenger RNA from Tarenaya hassleriana, 3689 nucleotides. RefSeq names its product isoleucine--tRNA ligase, cytoplasmic. The coding region runs from base 179 to 3502 and encodes 1107 amino acids. The transcript has 26 exons. Gene Ontology annotation, biological process: isoleucyl-tRNA aminoacylation. Gene Ontology annotation, molecular function: ATP binding; aminoacyl-tRNA deacylase activity; tRNA binding. NCBI's taxonomy places the organism in Eukaryota, Viridiplantae, Streptophyta, Magnoliopsida, Brassicales, Cleomaceae. The record is from RefSeq and is a predicted model, not a curated record.